AUGCCAAUUUCACCGAAUUAUGCGGUGUCAUUAAACUAUGUGCAUGUUAAAGGUUCUUUAUUGGAGAAAGGCAUUACCGAAGCCGAAUUGGUCGGUGCUCACUUCCGUCGUGAAGAUAACAUGGUGGCCUUAGCUGAUGCUCGGGUCUUUAUUCGCGACCAAAGCAAGAUUAUCGACCUGGUCGAAAAGGAUCAACAAGACCUUCUUUCUGCUUGCCGUGGAGAUCCUGUGUUCGCGAAUAGGUUCAACGACGGCUGGGCCCUGUGCCAAGGCAGAUUCGACUAUUUACGCCAAUUUGUAGGCGGUAUGGCUACAAUGACCCCAAACACCGCAGGCAGAUAG
Molecule: messenger RNA, 342 nt
Organism: Plasmopara halstedii
Lineage: Eukaryota; Oomycota; Peronosporomycetes; Peronosporales; Peronosporaceae
Exons: 2
Coding region: 1-342 (113 amino acids)
Source: RefSeq, a predicted model, not a curated record